UCAUAUAUUUUCUUAAUUUUUCGGCAGACGAUAUAUAACUGCAAUGGAACAUAACAUAUGACCAAACGAUAGACAGAAAUGAUGUUUCAGCCUUUUUCAUUGAUUUUUGUGGAAUCAGGAAGCAGAUUUUCAGAGGAGGGGGAAAUAGCAGACAAUUGUGGUCUAGGGUCGACCGCCACUCCACCCCGGACAGGACAGAAAGGGAUCUAACUAUAACCAUUGAAGAUUGAUCCACGACAUGUAAGGUUAUCAGCCCAAUAUUGUUGAAUAGAUUAGCAUGAGCGGUCAAUCCGACACCUAUGUAAGAGAAAUGGUGAGACACGUCAUACAAAACAUGGAGGACUUUCAGCAUAGCCUUGAUUCCAUGGUCAAAGAUCUUCAAUGUCUCAUUCACGACAUCGACACGGUUACCACGGAGAUUCAGGCGAGAAUCGACCGGAAGUCUGCAACACGCUGUAACCAUCCUAGUGAUGCUGAAUGUCCACGUCGUGAAGACGCUUUGCAGAAACUUCUGGACAAUGUCCGAACUGUGGACGAAUCUCCCGAUCUCGACUUGUCGUAUCUUCAAAUUACCUCGUCAUAUCAGCGACCAAAGUGGGGAAGAUCUCUGUCGUUUCCAGUAUCCUCAUUUACGCUUUCAUCCAUAGUAAAUCCGAAGGAGGAAUUUUGGGACGACCGUAACGCUACAAGUUUUGUCUGUGACAUUCCUAAUUUCGAUGCUAGACAAGUAUCAAAAGUAAGAACUACGAGUUGCACUGCGCAAUUAAAAGAUUCUGCUAAAAUUAAAACCAUUCCAGAAUUUAAAAGUUCAUACUCUACCAUUGAUAGACAAAGCUCUGCAUCAAGUUCAAGCGGUACCUAUAAAGAAAUAACCUCCAUUAAAAGGUCAAUUUCAGUUUUUGAGAAUGCUCAGAAUGAAAUGGUGGAAGCAACGACACAGACAAGUUUCUCAUUGGACACUUUUGAUACAUCGACUGUUGAUUUUAACAGUGAGGUUUUUUAUAACGAUGCGCCAGAACCACCUUCCUACACAGGUUCGUAUGAACGUGAAAUGGAAACAGAACUUGAAAACUUAUUCGAAUCUCUUCAUCAGUCAUGUGACCCUGACGUCAAUGAUUGGGUCAUGGAAACCGGAAAUUCUACUCUUUCUAGUGAUGGCGAUACAGAGCUUGAUCAGGACUUGAAUACCUGGGUGUCUUUCACUUUAUCUAAUGCUGCACAAUCUUCUGAGAGUUCUGAAAGCAGUUUUUCUGCAUCGGAAUCGGACAUCAUAAACCACAAUACCAAAGCAACCAACGUGUAUGGCAAUCUGAUAUUUUCUGAUAAUCUAGUCAUCAAUCCAAGUAAAUCUCGAGAAGUUAUCAAACGAUUAGAAGUUUGACAGAGGUUUAAUCUGACUAUAGAUUGUUAAUAAAAAAAUGUCAUUAUGUUACA
Saccostrea echinata is the source of this 1434-nucleotide messenger RNA. RefSeq lists its product as uncharacterized. NCBI's taxonomy places the organism in Eukaryota, Metazoa, Mollusca, Bivalvia, Ostreida, Ostreidae. The coding region runs from base 278 to 1381 and encodes 367 amino acids. The transcript is spliced from 2 exons. The record is from RefSeq and is a predicted model, not a curated record.